AAAAAGCAGCAAGCAAGAGGUUGAGUGGGAUGACUACAUAAUAUAUACAUAUCGAUAAAGAGGAACAAUCUCUCAGCUGUACGCCAUGUCCUCUACCUCCCGUCACCCUCAACCCAAAAGCCAAGAAGAGGCCGCCUUGGAACGUGAUCUCUCAUUGGGUCAGCUUGUCCUGGAACGAAGCCAAACUGCCACAAUAGCCACCAAGACUGCGGAAGACAUCAAGCAGGAAGAACUGCUCAGACGAGCAGCAGAAAAAAGGAACAAUAAUGACAAUAUUGGCGAUGUUCCGGCACCUGCAGUUGUUAGACGUCCAUAUGCCAAUACAAGGAAGAAAGCACCUGAUACUGCUACCACUACGGCAGUCAGUACGAACACUACUGAGGAUGACGAUCAAAGGCAAAAAGACGAGCUUGCCUUGUUGAGCAUUGUAGCUAAGCGAUCUUCGGCUGCAAGCAGAGAAGAGGCUGACUUGGCCAAAAAACAAAUUCUUCUGAAUCCUGGCAAUCCUGGUGACUAUGACUAUGAUGUGUCCGAAAAGGUUGAUGCCAAUCCCAUUGAGGACAAUCCAAUGGAAUACGACAAUGAGACUGGGCGUCCCUCAUCCAAGCACAGCCUACCACCCGGCUCUCUCACUCCUGGUGCCUACUCGGGCGCAGUUGGGGCCAAUUAUGAAGCUGUGAAACCUGUCAGAUUGGAUUUGCUGGGAACAUCCUCACAUCAUCCCGGCGAGGAGGAGGAAGCACGAGCAAGAGCAGAACAACAAAAACAAGGAGUUAUCACCAAUGAGGAAGCUCAGCAGCAACCAACAGAAUCCAUUAUUCCUCUGGAGGAGAAGCAGAAACCAAGCAGGAAUCGAAAGCUGAUUGCUGCGGCUGCCAUGGGAUGUUUGUUGUUGGUUGUGAUCAUCAUUCUGGCUAUUGUAAUUCCACUGUCCGUGGGAGGAGGAAAAGAGGAGAGUCCUCCGUCAUUGGAAAACACACAAGAAUUAUCCAUCGACAAGGCACUGCUCCCCAAUGCCCCUAAUUCCACCUGGGAUUCCAUCCAAGACAAUCUAGAUUCACCUCAAUACAAAGCCUACAACUGGCUGACUCUGGAUCCCAGUCUACACUUGUACGAAACCUGGCAAAAAGAACAGAGAUUUGCCUUGGCCACCUUUUACUAUGCAUUUAACGGCCCCAAAUGGAGGUUCAAAGAUCCUCUCACACAGAAUGAGUGGCUUAGCUAUGAAACCAAUGAGUGUGAGUGGGGGGUCUACCUUCCAAAGACAACUGACAAUCAUCAUGUGAUUUGCAAUGAUGAUGACAUUGUGAGACUCAUUUCCGUGACAGAACAAGGUGGUCUCAAAGGGUCGGUUCCAUUGGAGCUAUCGUUGCUUGGGAGCCUGCAAGGAUUGGACUUGUCAGACAAUGUGCUGCAAACAAACUUGACAAAUCUGUUGCCAAUAAUCCACAUGCCAGAAUGGUUCCAGUCCUUGGAGGCAAUCCACUGCACAAAUUGUCGUCUGGAAGGAAGCCUACCUCCAGAGCUAUGGGAUUGGACAAAUCUUCGUGUGUUGUGGCUCCAGGAAAACUCUCUUACCGGAACCAUUUCGACAGCAAUCCAGCAGCUGUCACGGCUUCGUGCAUUGGAGCUAUUCGACAAUAAACUAUCUGGGCCGAUACCGUCCGAGGUUGGCCUCGUCACGUCACUCAAGAAUCUGGGUCUACGGUUGAAUAGUUUUACGAGCGCCCCCUCGGAAUUGGGCCUCUUGACCAAUUUAGUGGAUCUGGGUCUCGGCGACAACGAAAUGAGCCACCCUGGUUUUAGCUCGGAACUGGCAAAAUUGACCAACCUGCGACAUUUGAACCUGGUGAACUUGAACCGAAAGGGCACCAACGACAAUUCAGAGCACGCCCUUACAAUUCCCACCGAGGUUGGUUUGAUGGCGGCCCUCGAGGUUUUGGAUGCCGAAAGGAAUGGCUGGAUGGGUGCGAUCCCCAGUGAGAUUGGGAAUCUAUCGAGGUUGACAGACCUGCAUUUGAGACGAAAUAGAUUGAGCAAUACUAUGCCGACCGAGUUGGGACGGAUGUCAGCUCUGGAAACACUCUACUUGACCAACAACCAGUUCACUGGAUCGAUACCGUCGGAACUUGGUCAGAUCACAAGUCUCCAUGCGCUGCUUUUCGUGGACAAUAGCUUCCAGAAACACUUUCCCCUGGAACUCUGUCAACGGGAUUUCUCGGAAUUGCUCACUGACUGGUGCGAAUCACGGGAUGAGUGUUGCAUUGGAAAUUAACUUGAUUCGAUUCGUAAUGAUUUGAUUUGAAUCGAAUCUUUGAUGCCGAAUACACGGACAAUUCCAACGUGAAGAUACCGGUGCGGGCAGUUACUGCAUGGCUACGGCUCUAGACUAUAUACUCUUCUAAAGCCACUUGAUUCGAUUCGUAAUGAUU
Seminavis robusta is the source of this 2432-nucleotide messenger RNA. The record is from the annotation of a GenBank genome assembly. Lineage: Eukaryota; Bacillariophyta; Bacillariophyceae; Naviculales; Naviculaceae.